AUGAUGCAGGAGACAGAGUUACUCCAGCUGUUGUUGCUUACUCAGAAAAUGAAGAGGUUGUUGGAUUGGCAGCAAAGCAAAGUAGAAUAAGAAAUAUUUCAAAUACAGUAAUGAAAGUAAAGCAGAUUCUUGGCAGAAGCCAGAAAUUUGGUCCUUGGACCUGGCUUCUCAGCAAUUAGCCCUGAGAGGGAAGAAUCUGCUGUCUCCUGGAAAUAGACUGAAAGCACCCAGAGUUUACCCACACCUUCAGAUUUGGCGCCUUGCUGCCCAGGAGCUUUCUUCAGCUAGCCUUCCCAGUCCACUAUGGCCAGUUCCAAUAGCAGUGCGGGCAUCCGAUGGUCCAGACAGGAGACACGGACUCUUCUCUCCAUACUUGGCGAGGCAGAGUAUAUUCAACGCCUCCAGACUGUGCAUCACAAUGCAGAUGUCUAUCAGGCUGUGUCUAAGCGAAUGCAGCAGGAAGGCUUCCGCCGCACGGAACGUCAGUGCCGCUCCAAGUUUAAAGUUCUGAAGGCAUUAUAUUUAAAGGCAUAUGUUGCCCAUACCACAAGUGUGGGUGACCCACCACACUGUCCAUUUUAUGACACAUUGGAUCAGCUUCUCCGAAAUCAGGUAGUGACUAACCCAGACAACUUAAUGGAGGAUGCUUCUUGGGCCAAACACUAUGAUCAGAACUUAGGGGUCUCUGACACCCCAGGGGAAGAGGGAACCAGCAUUCUGAGAGCAAAAAGCACUCAGGCAGCAGAUCAUCAGCCUAUCUCGAAAACAGUUAAGGAAUCAGAUGAGGAUUGUCAACUGAGAAUCAGUGACCAGAUGCAAGAAACCAGUGACCUUGAGGACUCCUGGGAUGAAUCCUCAGGCGCAGGGUGCUCUCAAGGGACCCCCAGCUACAGCAGUUCCCACCACCUUUUCAGAGGUGCAGUUGCUCCCUGUCAGAGCAGCCCCAUGACCAGACUGGGUGUGUCCGGUGAGCCCAGUCCCUGCACCAGCACCAGCCGAAACACUCCUGGGGUGGCCUCCACACAGCAGCCUCCAAUCUCCUCCUCCGGAGUUCCUUUUGUUUCUGGUGGGGAUAGGCCUUUGACCAGUGAGCCUCCUCCAAAGUGGGCAAGGCGAAGAAGGCGGUCAGUGGCCAGGACUAUUGCAGCUGAAUUGGCAGAAAACAGGAGAUUGGCACGAGAACUCUCAAAGCGUGAGGAAGAAAAAUUGGACAGGCUGAUUGCUAUUGGUGAGGAAGCCAGUGCCCAGCAAGACGCGGCCAACGAGCUCCGCAGGGAUGCCGUGAUCGCAGUCAGACGCUUGGCGACAGCAGUGGAAGAGGCAACCGGUGCUUUUCAGCUAGGGCUUGAAAAAUUGCUUCAGAGCUCUGAUGACCCGCAGGCUCAGAAAUACAUCACAGAAAGUAGAUGUUUAGUCAUUGAAAAAAAUGGGAAAUUACGAUAUAAAAUAGAUACUGGAGAGGAAACCAAAUUUGUUAAUCCAGAAGAUGUUGCCAGACUGAUAUUUAGUAAAAUGAAAGAAACAGCACAUUCUGUCUUGGGCUCAGAUGCAAAUGAUGUGGUCAUUACUGUUCCAUUCGAUUUUGGAGAAAAGCAAAAAAAUGCUCUUGGGGAAGCAGCCAGAGCCGCUGGCUUUAAUGUUUUGCGGUUAAUCCAUGAACCAUCUGCAGCUCUCUUGGCUUAUGGAAUUGGACAAGACUCCCCCACUGGAAAAAGCAAUAUUUUGGUGUUCAAACUAGGAGGAACAUCAUUAUCUGUCAGUGUCAUGGAAGUUAACAGUGGAAUAUAUCGCGUUCUUUCAACAAACACUGAUUAUAACAUUGGAGGUACACAUUUUACAGAAACCUUAGCACAGCAUCUAGCUUCUGAGUUUCAGAGGUCCUUCAAACAUGAUAUCAGAGGAAAUGCCCGAGCCAUGGUGAAAUUGAUGAACAGUGCUGACAUUGCAAAACAUUCUUUGUCCACCUUGGGAAGUGCCAAUUGUUUCCUUGACUCAUUAUAUGAAGGUCAAGAUUUUGACUGCACUGUGUCCAGAGCAAGAUUUGAACUUCUCUGUUCUCCACUUUUUAAUAAAUGUAUAGAAGCAAUCAGAGCACUCUUACAACAAAGUGGAUUUACAGCUGAUGAUAUCAACAAGGUUGUCCUUUGUGGAGGGUCUUCUCGAAUUCCAAGGCUACAGCAACUGAUUAAAGAUCUUUUCCCAGCGGUCGAGCUUCUAAAUUCUAUCCUUCCUGAUGAGGUUAUCCCUAUUGGUGCAGCUAUAGAAGCAGGAAUACUUAUUGGGAAAGAAAACCUUUUAGUGGAAGACUCUCUGAAGAUAGAGUGUUCAGCCAAAGAUAUCUUAGUUAAGGGAGUUGAUGAAUCAGGAGCCAACAGUUUUACAGUACUGUUUCCAUCAGGGACUCCUUUGCCAGCUCGAAGACAACACACAUUACAAGCCCCUGGAAGUAUAUCUUCAGUGUGCCUUGAACUGUAUGAGUCUGAGGGGAAAAACUCUGCAAAGGAGGAAAACAAGUUUGCACAGGUUAUACUCCAGGAUUUAAAUAAAAAAGAAAAUGGAUUACAUGACAUAUUAGCUGUUCUUACUAUGAAAAGGGACGGAUCUUUACAUGUGACGUGCACAGAUCAAGAGACUGGAAAAUGUGAAGCGGUUACUAUUGAGGUGGCAUCUUAGUGUUUUAAAACAACAUGAUUUUUUUUAGAACUAAAAUGUCAACAUUAUUUGGUUUUGUUUGUAAGUGAUGUUUAUAUUAAAAAAUACUUUUGGAUGAACUGUAUGUAUCAUCUAUGUUUCUAUUAAACUACAAUAUAUUGAUAAA
Molecule: messenger RNA, 2818 nt
Organism: Phyllostomus hastatus (greater spear-nosed bat)
Lineage: Eukaryota; Metazoa; Chordata; Mammalia; Chiroptera; Phyllostomidae
Gene: HSPA14
Product: heat shock protein family A (Hsp70) member 14
Exons: 15
Coding region: 304-2673 (789 amino acids)
Biological process (GO): protein refolding; cellular response to unfolded protein
Cellular component (GO): ribosome; cytoplasm
Molecular function (GO): ATP hydrolysis activity; misfolded protein binding; heat shock protein binding
Source: RefSeq, a predicted model, not a curated record